CCCGCGUCACUGUGACCGCCACGCCACCGGCCGUUGUCGCCUCACGGCGUUCUGCCCGCCCCACCCCGCCGCCGCCGGCAGCACGGAGCUUCACCGCGGCCUCGGGGGCUGCUCGUUCUCCUCCCCGAAAGCUGAGGCGAAUCUACCGAUUGCCGGCAGCCGGGCCGCCCUCUGCUCGGCCAGCGGAAGGGGAAGCGUCGCCAUUUUGUUUCGGGUGAUGGCGACCGUGGUGCUGUGGAGCUGGAGAGUUUAGCGCGGGCCCGGCCUCCUGGGGGACUCGCUUCUCGGACAGUCGCUGUUGCUGCGAGUUUCCUCCUGCCCGCUGCGUCCCCCGGUGAUGUACGGAGGGGUCGGGGGCUCUCGCCGGAGCGCAGAAGAGGCAGGCCCGCCGCCCCUCAUGUUGUUGUCAGGCGGGGCAGCGGUCCCCGGGCCCCCCGGAGGAGGUGGAGGAGGAGGAGGUGGAGGUGGGAAUAGCCGUGUGGAGCUGCUGGUGUUCGGCUAUGCCUGCAAGCUGUUUCGAGAUGAUGAGAAGGCUCAGUACCAGGAGCAGGGGCGACACCUUAUUCCUUGGAUGGGAGACCCCAAGAUCAUGAUCGAUAGGUCGGUGUACCACAACCCCCAGACUCUGCUGCGAGAUCUCCUGUUAUAGCCUAUUUCUGUUCCUCCCCUUGUGCUGUGGGCAAGCGAGGGCGGGGGAUGAGCAAUGGAGGGCUCGCUCUGGCCGAUGGAUGUGUGGGGAUCUUCUUCGCUGGCAGGCUUGGAGGGCUGCUCCUCCUGCUAGGGUGCUUCAAGUGCUGCUGUUGUAAGGCUCACGUCCUCCUGGCAACGGGAACUUGGGGUUCCCCUCUCUAGCAGUGUGGGGAGGUUCCCCUCCCUCUGGCAUCCAGUAUGCGUUGUGUCUUCCUCUUCCACUUGCUAGGUUAGGGUUUGUGGAGUGGAGAGCGUGAGGGUUUUGCACCUUUUCAGUGCAACCCCCAACUACUGUCUGUCCUCACAUGGAAACCAAAGAAGCCUUAUUGCAUUGGAAUGCUUAUCAGAAGCUUUCUGUGUUCUCUAAGCAGCCAGGGUGGAGGGCAGGGAGCGAAAAGGCAUUUACCCACCUUAGGGAAAGUGGGGCUUCCAUACUUAUCCUGUGUAAUCUGACUGCAAACUGUUGAUGGGAUACCCCAAGAGCAAUUCAUGGUCUAAUUACUUUUUCCUUGUGCCAUGCGUUAAUCUAUAUUAGUGGCAGAGUGGGUCUUGUUUGGGGUGUUUGCUCUUCACAGGUUAUGGCAGAGGUGGCUUUUUAGGUUGUUUUGCGGUACAUACAGGUUCGUGGCCAGAAAGUAUAACAGAAUUUAGUGAUUUGGUUUUUCUUCUGGUCUCUUAAGAAGUCUCAGCGGUUCAGGGUGGGAUUUAGAAAUAAUUUAUUCAGAACGAAUUUUCUGAAUAUACAUCUGGAGAAAGAAAAUCAGAAGUCAGGUUGGGUAUAUGUGAGUGGAGCACUGAAAGUAAUAUUUAAGAGCAUUUACGGCUGAUCCUGAAAAACUCAGUGGAAAGAUGGAGGGGUUUUGGUUUGAAAAGGAUCACAUGACAUACUAUACAUAUUUGUUCCCUCAAUUUCAUCAUUGGUGUGAUACUAAGCAUGAUUUUUCUUGUUUCAAUUCAACACAACAGUAUUUGGCGUGAAAAAAAAAUCCAUAAGAAUACGGGAAAGAGAUAUGUUCUUGCACUAUUUUUGAUUCUUACGGUUUAAUUUGUUAAAUUGCAAUAAAUACAAAAACGUGAAUAAAAAAUAAGUUAUAUUUUAUUUUUUACUUACAUGGGAAGUGUUAUAAUGCACGCUUCUAAGGGCAGCUCACUUGUAUGGUGCAUUUCGUUAGGAGGUAGAGGCCAUUUUUGUGGUUCUGUACAGCAGCAACCCAGUUUAUUGUAAUUACAGAAAUUGUUGGGAGCAAAAAUAAAGUAUGUGCAUGUACGUACAUACAUACAAUACUAAAAAGUUCAAAUAACAUACAUUUGUAAGUUAAGGAAGCUUGCAUUUACUAAUCCUAUAAACUCCUUUGGAAGCUUAGAUUCUUUUUAUCUCCAGCAGCAGUCUUCAUUUUCACCAUUUUGAGAAAAGCACAUUGCUAUGAGAAGACAUGGGUUGAAGUUUGCCUGUGGACAGAGCUUGAUUAACCAGACCUACGUGUUUCAUUAACUUUGCUAUUAGAAUAUUUACUUUCUUUGUUUUUGGUCUAGCAAGUUGGCACAAGUCAAGAGUUGUGUGUGGGAAGACACCUCAGCGGAGUGGAGUUUACUGUCACUUUUCAAUCAGUUUCUUUUACUGAUGCAUAAACAUUAUCCCGAUGCAAUGCUUUUCUUGCAAAUAAAAUUUUCUGCUUAGUAGAAAGGAAGUGUACGUCAUUGAUCUUUGCCGUUUUUACGGUGAACCUCCUUGAAUUGCAUGUAUAUGUUACUGUUCCUAUGUAUGUGUGUCUCUCUAUCACAUAACCCAGAACUUAUUUCCUCAGCCAAAUGGCUAGGGGCCGAGCCUAGCCAUGAUUUUACCUCCAAUGGACGCAAGUUUCUAUGGUGAAGAUAUCUCCUGAGAGUUCGGGACUAGCAGAAAGAAGCGAGGAAAUUUCGACCGUUUGGUUCUUACGGAUAGGUAUUUAUGUAUUCGGGUUUGUGUGAAUGUAAGCUAUUUGACUUUCCAGAAAAACAUAUUUUGCAAGUGACAUUGAUUGGUUGGUUGAACCACGUACGGUAAGAGCUGUUAAGGAAAUGGAUCCCACUUAAACUAUUAAAGGAUACUUUUGCCUUUAAUUGUAAUAAUUUAUUAGUUUCUUUGAGAGGAAUCUAGCCUAUUAAACAAAUUUUCCAUAGUUGGUGACAAAUGAUUAGCAAAAUUAAACGUAACUUCUAAAAGGAAAUAUGCUUUAACAUAUAAGUAUUUUUUUUCAUUUUUAAUGGGUAAGUAUUUAAGUAGUCGCAUAAACUCAAGCCCUAAGUUUUUUUCAUUGACCAGCUUUUUCAUCUUGCAGGUAUGAUGGGCGUGGUCACCUGCAUGACCUUUCUGAAUAUGACGCUGAAUAUUCCACGUGGAACAGAGAUUAUCAGUUGUCUGAAGAGGAAGCUAGAAUAGAAGCCCUCUGUGAUGAAGAGAGAGGAGGAAUAUAAAAGACUGAGUGAAGCUUUGGCAGAAGAUGGUACCUAUAAUGCAGUGGGAUUCCGUUAUGGCAGUGAUUAUUAUGACCCUUCAGAACCCACUGAGGAGGAGGAACAUCAGCCUGCAAAACAAAGAGAAGCAGCUCAGACAGAAAAUGUAGAAGAAAAUGAAGAACCUUUUGUUGCCCCUCCGGGACUGAAUGUACCUUCUGAUGUGGAACUGCCUCCAACAGCAAAAAUGCAUGCAAUUAUAGAACGAACUGCAAACUUUGUCUGCAAGCAGGGAGCACAGUUUGAGAUCAUGCUAAAAGCCAAGCAAGCACGCAACUCCCAGUUUGACUUCUUGCGAUUUGAUCACUACCUCAAUCCCUACUACAAAUUCAUUCAGAAAGCUAUGAAAGAGGGACGAUACGCAGCUCCUUCUGAAAAUAAAGCAGACGAGAAAAAACACUCAAAAGUGAAAUCUGAGGAAGAGGAUGACGAUGACGACGAUGAUGAUGGAAACUAUCUGCAUCCAAGUCUCUUUGCGUCUAAAAAAUGCAGUAGACUUGAAGAGCUCAUGAAGCCUUUGAAGGUAGUAGACCCAGAUCAUCCACUUGCAGCACUGGUCCGCAAAGCGCAAUCAGAUAAUAACUCAUCAACACCGCAGUCAACGGAUGGGGCAGCUGUUCAGACAUCACAAGUAGAAUAUUCUUCUGAUUCAACCGUGGCAGCCAUGUAUUAUAGUUACUAUAUGCUGCCUGAUGGAACCUACUGCCUCGCACCUCCACCUCCGGGAAUAGAUGUCGCCACCUACUACAAUGCAUUGCCUGCAGGGGUGACUGUAUCGAGCACUACAGGGGUAGCAUCAGUACCUCCACCCCCUGGUACUACACCUCCACCUCCCCCAGACACAACCGAAAGCAGCAGUGGGUUGACCUCUACCACAACAUCUACAAGCACAAUUGCUCCAGUGGUUGCCAUUAUACCUCCACCCCCAGAUAUCCAACCUGUUAUUGACAAGCUAGCUGAGUAUGUUGCUAGGAAUGGGAUAAAAUUCGAAACUAGUGUUCGUGCCAAAAAUGAUCUCAGAUUUGAGUUCCUGCAACCAUGGCACCAGUAUAAUGCGUAUUAUGAAUUUAAAAAACAGUUCUUUCUUCAAAAAGAAAGCAGUGACAACUCUCAGGGAGUAUCUUCAUCCGAAGAUGUUCCAGCAGAUACUGCAACUGAUACGCCAAGUGAGACUCAAUUUGCAGAUGAGCACACACCUGAAGACGCAUCUGAGCCAAGUGCUAAGGGAGUUCCAGGAACUAAAAAGGAUGUUCCUCCUUCUAAAACUGUCAGUGAUGGUAAAUUGGUCAAAGCAUCAUUUGCUCCAAUAAGCUUUGCAAUCAAGGCCAAGGAAAAUGACCUUCUUCCUUUGGAGAAAAACCGUGUUAAAUUAGAUGAUGACAGUGAUGAGGAGGAGGAAGAGGGCAAGGAAGGCCAGGAGAAUGCUAAUAAUGCUUCAAACCAUACUCCAGCUGUUACCACUCCUUCUACUCCUGCUGAAGAGAAAAAACCUCAGCUUACUCAGGAGGAGUUGGAAGCUAAACAAGCAAAGCAGAAACUUGAGGAUAGACUAGCAGCUGCGGCGAGGGAGAAGCUUGCACAGGCCUCCAAGGAGUCAAAAGAAAAGCAGCUACAAGCAGAACGCAAAAGGAAAGCUGCACUGUUCUUGCAGACUCUGAAAAAUCCUCUGGCAGAGGCAGAAACUGAGAAGGUUGAAGAGAAUUCCUUCAGUGUUGAGAGUGUCAGUAGUAUACCAUGUCCUGUGACUGCAGUCAGAACUUUACCUACCUUAGAAGUUAAACAAGCAGAAAGGCCUUCAAGCAAAAGCAAGGAUCCUCCUAGGGAUGAAGAAAAAGAAAAAAAAAGAAAAAAACACAAGAAAAGAUCUCGGACAAGAUCUCGAUCACCUUUCAAGUAUCAUUCUUCAUCUAAGUCCAGAUCUAGAUCACAUUCAAAAGCAAAGCACUCACUUCCCACUGCCUAUAGAACUGUCAGGCAUUCAAGGUCACGAUCAAGGUCACCUAGGAGGAGGGCUCACACACCAGAAAGACGGAGAGAGGAAAGGAGUGUUCCAACAGCUUAUCGCAUCAGUAAUAGUCCUGGAAACAGUAGGAAACGUGCACGAUCCAAAAGUCCCCAUGAAAAGAAGAAGAAGAGGCGGUCUAGGUCACGUACUAAGUCCAAAGCUAGGUCUCCUUCACCAGCUGUGUCACCAGGCAAACCAUCCACACACAAAAAUUCUGUGCAUUCAGCUAGUGUCUCUCCUGUGGAGAGCAGGGAAUCCAGCCAGGAACGCUCCAGGGGAGUUUCUCAGGAAAAAGAUGGCCAAAUCUCUUCAGCGAUCGUGUCUUCAGUGCAGAGUAAAAUCACUCAGGAUCUUAUGGCCAAAGUGAGAGCAAUGCUUGCAGCUUCCAAAAACAUACAAACUAGUGCCUCCUGAGACCUGUUGAACUGACCAUCAAGAAAUUAUG
Messenger RNA from Cygnus olor (mute swan), 5633 nucleotides. It is a transcript of the gene SFSWAP, whose product is annotated as splicing factor SWAP. The record is from RefSeq and is a predicted model, not a curated record. The coding region runs from base 3122 to 5602 and encodes 826 amino acids. The transcript has 17 exons. NCBI's taxonomy places the organism in Eukaryota, Metazoa, Chordata, Aves, Anseriformes, Anatidae. Gene Ontology annotation, biological process: RNA processing; mRNA 5'-splice site recognition. Gene Ontology annotation, molecular function: RNA binding.